Molecule: messenger RNA, 1561 nt
Organism: Tribolium castaneum (red flour beetle)
Lineage: Eukaryota; Metazoa; Arthropoda; Insecta; Coleoptera; Tenebrionidae
Product: netrin receptor DCC
Exons: 7
Coding region: 119-1540 (473 amino acids)
Biological process (GO): synapse organization; homophilic cell-cell adhesion
Cellular component (GO): neuronal cell body; plasma membrane; axon
Molecular function (GO): protein binding; axon guidance receptor activity
Source: RefSeq, a predicted model, not a curated record
GUUCACUACUCUUACAUCUGCCAUAAUCGGCUUCGUCACUUAGAUGCGCUUUAUUGAUGUAGUUCCUCUUUUUUUACAACACAUGUAGCAUACGAGCACCCACACUCACCGCUCCAGAAUGGAUUAUAAUUUAUUUUUAUUUAUAUUAGUUGUGAUUAGUUCCUGCUGUUGUGUUAAGUGCGAUAAUAUUAUAAAUGAUUUUCUAAGUGUACCCACCACUGUGAAGGCGCAAGAAAAUAACACCGUCUUGUUACCCUGUUAUUUAAAUACCGCAUCAAAUGACGGCAAUUUCAUUACUGCAAUAAGAUGGUAUAAAGAUGAAAAUUUAGUAGUCGACAGUGCAGAUGAACAAUUACCACUUCCCGAAGGCCACAUCUUAUGGGAAAACGGUUCUUUGGAAAUCUUUAGAGUAACUCCAAACGACACUGGAAUUUACAUUUGCGAAAUUGUUAGACCUGAACCUUGGUCACCCGUCCGACAAAGACACGCUAUCGAAGUCUUGCAUCCACCGUCGGUGGAACCUUUCCCUCCGACCGGUUUCCUCCAAGUGAAACUCGGAGAAGAAGUAAGAAUGUCAUGUAAAGGAAGUGGGGUUCCUUACCCCAUCAUCACCUGGUACACAAAAGGGGAAGAAAUAAAGCUUCUAAAUCCGCGAGAGUUGUUAAAAUUCACAGCGUCCGAUCGACAAAUGGCCGGAAUUUACGAAUGUCGUGCCGCCAAUGGAGUCGGUGAACCGGCCUCUGCCCAAAUCGAGCUCAAUAUAAUAUCGAACGUUUCAGACCCUCCAGAACUGAUGACUUCCCGCUCCUGGAUUCACACUGCUCCUGGUCAUAGAGUCCAACUAGAAUGCAAAAUUUCGGCUGAUCCUCAAGCUACAGUGACCUGGACUAAAGGCGACAUGCCGGUGCCUUUAGACAGCAGAGUGCUCUCGCUAGUAGAUGGUGAUAAAUACACUUUGCUCAUCAAAAACGUCCAAAAAAGCGAUUUCGGGAUUUACACCUGCAAAGCUAUCAACGAAUUGGGUCAAGGGGAACUCCAGAUACAGCUUUCAGGUGUGCCAAAUCCUGGAGUGUUCAAAAAAACAGAUGACAAAAACAUAAACUCAAAAGAUUCCUAUACUCUGAUCUGGGAAGUUGACAGUUACACACCAAUUAUAGAAUACAAUCUAUGGUUCCAACCCUACAAACCCAAAACUGGGUUAAGUAAACCCAACUGGACCAAAUUAACUAUACCGACAGAACACAGUUCAGGACCAGUUUAUUCAAAAUCGUACACUAUCAAAGGUUUGAAAGAAAAAACCGUGUAUGAGGCUUUACUGGUUUCAAGGAAUAGGUAUGGGUGGUCAAAACCGUCACCUAUUUUGAGAUUUGCUACAGCUGGCGCGGAUUUGAAAGAAGAGAUGAUUACUCCAGUGCAACACCAUACGGAAGAUAAUAUAAUUCCCCUAGAUUUGAGCAGUUCCUCGCAAAAUUGUAAAUUAGGGAAUGUUGGUUUUAUGGUUUUGGUAAUUGUGACAAUGUAUUAUCAUUUUCAUUGUUAAAAAUAAAAUUAUAAGAAAGAA